This is a messenger RNA of Clarias gariepinus (North African catfish), 2430 nucleotides long. It is a transcript of the gene gdf5, whose product is annotated as growth differentiation factor 5. Gene Ontology annotation, biological process: BMP signaling pathway; SMAD protein signal transduction. Bases 300 to 1640 code for a protein of 446 amino acids. The transcript is spliced from 2 exons. Gene Ontology annotation, cellular component: extracellular region. Gene Ontology annotation, molecular function: cytokine activity; growth factor activity. The record is from RefSeq and is a predicted model, not a curated record. Lineage: Eukaryota; Metazoa; Chordata; Actinopteri; Siluriformes; Clariidae.
GAGAGAGGGAGAGAGAGAACCGCAACAUUCUGUCCAGUUGAAGAAAGUUGUAGUAAGUGUGCGCUCGCGAGGAAAGUGCCCAGGACAGAUGCCCACCUGCGUGAUGGAGCGCAACUCCACGUGCAAGCAAUUCGCCCCACUAUGGUCCUGCAGGGCGACAAUCACAACUUUCUAAUAGUAACCUGCCUCAAAGCCAGCCAUGUGAGCAUGCACCUUUGCGUCCAAGGGGUCUUUCAUGGUCGCGGAACGCUCGCCCUCGCGCCUUUCUCCUUCGUCGGAACCCAGACGAAACUCCGAAGAUGAAUGCCCUCACUCUGUCCUUCGGUUGCUGUGCGCUUUUGUGCUUGCACUUGGUAACGCAAGCCCUGGGCUUUGACCCAAAAUCGAGGCGAACGUCCUCAGCAACGAAUGGCGCCACCGAGAUCUCGCGCAUCCGCGCGUCCAAAGCGAUGCACCCGCACCGGCCAGCGCACGCGCCCUCAGGGCUCACCGCACGCGCCAGCGGAGCAAAAGCCGCGCACGCGCCCUCAGGGCUCACCGCACGCGCCAGCGGAGCAAAAGCCGCGCUCGCGGCGCAUCAACGAGCCUCGGCAAAAAGAAGCGUGAAGAUAAAGGGCAAAGUGGAUGAGAGAGAGACACCGAGACAACCGGUUGUCAUACCACAUGAUUACAUGCUGUCUCUUUACUGGUCUCUGUCCACUGGGCAGAGAAACCGGAGCGCAAUGCACGAGGUGGCCAUUGCUAACACCAUCACGAGCUUCGUGGACAAAGGACAAGAUGAGAAUGUGCCCCUGUUAAGGCGCCAGAGGUAUUACUUUAACAUUAGCUCCCUGGACAAGGAAGGACUGCUGGGAGCUGAAUUACGCAUUCUUCGAAAGCCCUUCAUUGAUCCUCUUAGAAUCUCUGCCACAGAGGGCAGAACCUCUCUUCGGCUUUACACAUGUGCCACAAAUAACCAGGGGGCUAUGCUGCUCCACUCACAGCCCAUAGAUGAUCGCAGCAUCACAAAAUGGGAGGUUUUUGACAUUUGGAAACUAUUUAAGAGUUUCAGAAAAACUGUUCAUCUUUGUUUUGAGUUGGAGGCAAUGGAUCGGGGCCGUCCCUUGGACCUCAGAUCAUUAGGUUUGGAUCGCUCAGGCCGGCAAAACAAGGAAAAGGCCUUUUUUGUGGUCUUUAGCCACACAAAAAGGCAUGGUCUCUUUUAUAACGAAAUCAAGGCACGCUCAGGCCAUGACAACAAAACUGUCUAUGAGUACCUGUUUACACAGCGCAGGAUGCGGCGAGCACCACUAUCACGUGUCAAGAAGCCAAGCAGAAGUCCAAAGACACGGUGCACUCGCAAGCAGCUGCAUGUUAACUUUAAGGAGAUGGGCUGGGAUGACUGGAUCAUUGCACCCUUGGAGUAUGAGGCUUUCCACUGUGAUGGAGUCUGCGAUUUUCCCAUCCGCUCACAUCUGGAGCCCACCAAUCAUGCUAUUAUCCAGACACUCAUGAACUCCAUGGAUUCUAACUUGACACCACCCACUUGCUGUGUACCAACCAGGCUUAGUCCUAUCAGUAUCCUCUACAUUGACUCAGCUAAUAAUGUUGUUUACAAGCAAUAUGAGGACAUGGUGGUAGAAAGCUGUGGCUGUAGAUAAAAAAAAAAAUACAAGAAGACAAUGAUAUUGCAUUCUGGGGCUUUCUCUGUGGCAUCAGUAUCUUCUCUCACUGCAGAUCUUCAAACUACUGUUAGACUUGUUGGGUUCAAGCAUAUAAUUUCGGUCACAUUCUCCUAUUUGUUAUUCUUGUUAUUAUUUCUCCUAUUGAUUGCAGUACACAGACAGUACACAACUUUUCUAAGAUCAGUUAAACCUACUUAUAAGGAUAAGUCCAUACUGGUGAUUUCAAUGCUUGAAAAAUCUCCAUUUCACGACAGAAUUUCUUGUAUCUGUUUCAUGACCCAAGUAAAUAUUCAAAUAUUUAAUUGCUCACACACUAACCUAAACUUGUAGAUCACCUUCAAUAAAAAAUAAAUGAAUAUAAAUCCCCAGACUCAAUUUAAUAUCAUAUAUUAUCUGCUUACUACCUCUAGAAAAAGCCUGAGAUUAAGCCAUGUAAUUCAAAGUUCUUAACUUAUCCUGAGAAUGUUCCCUGUAUUUAUAUUUAAGCCGGUUGCUUCAUUUUCAUUUCUGGGCAAUCCAUUUAGUCAAUAAUUACUUACUGUAGUAAUGUUCCUCCAACCCUUUCUGAACGUUUUUGUAGGGUGGCAGGGCACAAUACUCUGCAAAGAUGCCACUGCACAGUACUCAGAUCCUAUAGGUGCACUACACCAGUUUUUUAGACCCUGCAAACUAUGCAAGGCUCCACCCCCUUGUGUUAAAACUCAAAGUGUUAAAGUUGAGAAUUUUGGGAAGAAAAUAAAGUAUAACUAUCUUUAACAGUAAUUAG